Aspergillus affinis is the source of this 1137-nucleotide messenger RNA. RefSeq names its product lytic polysaccharide monooxygenase auxiliary activity family 9 protein. The coding region runs from base 1 to 1137 and encodes 378 amino acids. NCBI's taxonomy places the organism in Eukaryota, Fungi, Ascomycota, Eurotiomycetes, Eurotiales, Aspergillaceae. The record is from RefSeq and is a predicted model, not a curated record. The transcript has a single exon.
AUGUCUAUCGCUAAAAUCGCUGGUGUUGUCCUCGGAUCGGCCGCUCUGGUCGCCGGUCACGGUUACGUCUCGGGCGCCGUUGUUGACGGCAAGUACUACGGAGGAUACAUCGUUAGCUCCUACGCCUACAGCGACAGCCCCCCCGAGACCAUCGGAUGGUCCACCGAGGCCACCGACCUGGGCUUCGUUGACGGCAGCGACUACUCCAACGCCGACAUCAUCUGCCACAAGAGCGCGAAGCCCGGUGCCAUCUCCGCCGAGAUCGCUGCCGGUGGCAAGGUCGAGCUGCAGUGGACCGAGUGGCCCGAGUCUCACCACGGCCCCGUCAUCACCUACCUGGCCAACUGCAACGGUGACUGCUCCAAGGUCGACAAGACUUCGCUCGAGUUCUUCAAGAUCGACCAGAAGGGUCUGGUUGACGGCAGCGAGGCCCCCGGAACCUGGGCCUCCGACGAGCUGAUCAAGAACAACAACAGCUGGACCGUCACUGUCCCCGACAGCAUUGCUGCCGGCAACUACGUCCUCCGUCACGAAAUCAUCGGUCUCCACUCCGCCGGCAACAAGGACGGCGCCCAGAACUACCCCCAGUGCUUCAACCUGAAGGUCACCGGUGGCGGCAGCGACAAGCCCACGGGCACCCUUGGUACCAAGCUCUACAAGGAUACCGACGCCGGCAUCCUCGUCAGCAUCUACUCCAGCCUUGACUCCUACAAGAUCCCCGGCCCCGCUCUGUACUCUGGCGCUUCUUCCAGCUCCGGCUCCGGCUCCAGCGGCUCUGCCAGCUCCAGCGCUGCUGCCACCACUGCUGCUGCUGCCUCCACCCAGGCUGCCGCCGGUGGUGCCCAGACCAGCACUGCUACUGCUUACCAGACCUCGACUGCUGUCGCCAGCGUGACCGUCACCGGCUCCCCUGCCCAGCAGACCAAGGUCCAGGACGCCGCUACCACCACUGCCGCCGCCGCUGCCACUUCCACCGGCAGCUCUGACUCCUCUGCCCCUGCUCCCUCCGGCACCAGCAGUGCCAGCCUGACUGAGUACUUCAACUCGCUCUCUGCCGACCAGUUCCUCAGCCUCCUCAGCGAGACCUUCUCGUGGCUGGUCACCGACAAGAAGCACGCUCGUGACACCUCUGCCUAA